Messenger RNA from Toxotes jaculatrix (banded archerfish), 3769 nucleotides. RefSeq names its product AP-1 complex subunit mu-1-like. Gene Ontology annotation, biological process: vesicle-mediated transport; intracellular protein transport. Gene Ontology annotation, cellular component: clathrin-coated vesicle; clathrin adaptor complex. Bases 117 to 1388 code for a protein of 423 amino acids. The record is from RefSeq and is a predicted model, not a curated record. The transcript has 12 exons. Lineage: Eukaryota; Metazoa; Chordata; Actinopteri; Toxotidae. Gene Ontology annotation, molecular function: clathrin-cargo adaptor activity.
CAUUAAUGCAGCGCGCCUGACAAGCGGUCCUAGGUGGCUGUUACCUGGACCGUUACAUCGUGCUGAGAUAGCCGGGCCAUCGUGUUUCAACGCAGGACGUUACCGCUGAAACCAACAUGUCGGCCAGCGCGGUGUACGUGCUGGACCUGAAAGGGAAGGUGCUGAUCUGCCGGAACUAUCGGGGAGACGUAGACAUGUCAGAGAUCGAGCACUUCAUGCCCAUCCUGAUGGACAAGGAAGAGGAGGGAAACCUAUCUCCCAUCCUGGCCCACGGAGGAGUCCGCUUCAUGUGGAUCAAACACAACAACCUGUACCUUGUAGCGACGACUAAGAAAAACGCCUGUGUCUCCCUGGUUUUCUCUUUUCUCUAUAAAAUCAUCCAGGUCUUCUCUGAGUACUUCAAAGAGCUGGAGGAGGAGAGCAUCAGGGACAACUUUGUCAUCAUCUACGAGCUGCUGGAUGAGCUGAUGGACUUUGGUUACCCUCAGACCACAGACAGCAAGAUUCUGCAGGAGUACAUCACUCAGGAGGGCCACAAGCUGGACACCGGGGCCCCUCGGCCUCCUGCCACUGUCACCAACGCCGUGUCCUGGAGGUCAGAGGGCAUCAAAUACAGGAAGAACGAAGUCUUCCUAGAUGUCAUAGAGUCGGUCAACCUGCUGGUGAGUGCCAAUGGUAACGUGCUGUGCAGUGAGAUCGUGGGCUCCAUCAAGAUGAGAGUGUUCCUGUCUGGCAUGCCGGAGCUGAGGCUGGGCCUGAACGACAAAGUCCUGUUUGAGAACACUGGACGAGGAAAGAGUAAGUCAGUGGAACUGGAGGACGUGAAGUUCCACCAGUGUGUCCGUCUGUCACGCUUUGAAAAUGACCGCACCAUCUCCUUCAUUCCUCCUGACGGGGAGUUUGAGCUCAUGUCCUACCGCCUCAACACACAUGUCAAACCACUGAUUUGGAUUGAAUCAGUCAUUGAGAAACACUCACACAGCAGGAUCGAGUACAUGAUCAAGGCCAAGAGUCAGUUCAAGAGGAGGUCUACAGCUAACAAUGUAGAGAUACACAUCCCGGUCCCCACUGAUGCUGACUCACCUAAAUUUAAGACCACUGUGGGCAGCGUCAAGUGGAUCCCAGAGAACAGUGAGAUAGUCUGGUCCAUCAAAUCCUUUCCGGGUGGUAAAGAAUACCUUAUGAGGGCUCACUUUGGCCUGCCCAGUGUGGAAGCAGAGGACAAAGAGGGCAAGGCUCCUAUCAGUGUCAAGUUUGAGAUCCCCUACUUCACCACCUCUGGCAUCCAGGUGCGCUACCUGAAGAUCAUUGAGAAGAGCGGCUACCAGGCCUUACCCUGGGUCAGAUACAUCACUCAGAAUGGAGACUACCAGCUGAGAACGCAGUAGUGACGCUGGACAGCCUGGACGUAAACACCGUCAGCUGGAGACACCAUAAAUAUUCACAGAUGAACAACUGGAUCAGCAGUCAGUCCCUCCAGGAAAUUUCAAAUCUUGCAGUCAGUGAUUUAUGUGAUACCUCAAACUAACAACACUCUGAUUUAUGGAGCUUGUGGGGAAGUGUGUAGUGCCUGAGAGUAACCGCUACCUGAUAGGCUGAAUAUAAGAGGCCCUCAAGACUCAGCUGCAACAUGGAUAUUUUAUAUAUGAUUUUGCAUAAAGAUGCCAUGUAUUCAGUGUUGGAAAAACAUUUCAGAAUAUCGAUUUGGACCACAUCGGUCAGUCCUGGUCAUGAAUAAACGGAUACUGCUUUUUCUCCACUGGCUUGCAGUUUUUCCACAAAAGCAAAUGGCAUCAUACUUUUUCAGAAGCUGCUGCAAAUUCAUUCAUUUCCAGCUUUCAAGUGUGUGAAUUUUUUUUUUUCUGAUUUAGAUUGAAAAAGAUCAAACCUGGCAACCUCACAUGUAGCCUCAGUUAGUGGUGGGAGACUGGAAGGAUAAGCCCUACAGGUGGUGAAUUGAUUCCACAUACGGGUACAGAUGUUACAGAGAAAUCCAACGAUGUGCAUUCACUUUAGCUGCUGUUGUAGCUUACAGACGUUUAUUUCCCACAGUGUCUUUUUUUCCUUUUGAACACUUUUACACAGUUCUGAAUUCAAAUGCAAAAUUUAAAAGCUCGGUGCCAUAAAACCAUCUAUGGCACUUUUCAUCUGAAAGCAGUGAGGCAAAGAGUGAAAUCUACUCUGACUUCAUCAGAGCCAUCAGCACUGAGACCUGUUGUCUUAUUGUUGCUCAUAGCAUGAGUCAGCAGUAAUUCACCUUCAUUCAGUCAGUACGGAACAGUGCAGGUGAUCAUACUGUUCAGCCAGUCUGCUAUCAGAGGAGCCAGCCAAACAAAGAGACAACUGGACACUGGUCGAGACAGGGACGGCUGGCUGAGAAUGAGUCAAAACACAACAAAGUGUGAGUCAAAAUACCCACAAGAUGAGACCAAGACCAGGCAUGAGUCCUACAGCUGGUGACUGGAUAGAAUUCUGAUUACUUUGAUUGAAAAUACAGAAUAAGAAUUACCCUGUAGAAUUACCCAUUGCUUAACAUGUUAGGCUUAACAUGUUACUCCUGUUUCUGUGCUGGAAACACACACACACAAAAAAAAAACUGAUAAAGGAAUGAUGAGUCUUCUCAUCUGACUCUCAUCUGGAAAUCAUCCAGCUGUUUUAAGUUGGUAUGCAGCUUUAAGCACAGCUGUAUUUUUUGGUUGUUUGUUGUCUUUCUUGCCUGUACGAUUAUUUGAUUGUUUCAACUUUAACCAACCAUAAACUGACUCCCUGCCCUCGCGUGUCAGAACCAUCGCUGGUCUUUUAGUGAAGAUGUGUGAGUUCCACUGUAGGCACUGACAAAAAGUUGCUGAGCUCAGCAAAGCCGUACUGUGGAGCAGCUUUACAUAAUUAUUGAAAAGUGUUCACUGCCUGAUAAUUAUUUAAAGGGGGUAGGACAGGAAGUUAAGCUUGUGCCAGCUAUGAAUGAAUGAAUGUAUGUGUAGGACAAACUUAUGAUUGUAGUUCCCUGGAUCCCUCUUCUGAACCCCCAGUCUCAGAUGUCACUUGCACGUCUUUACAAAUGUCGACCUCUCGUCUGACAGCCAAUCAGUGUUGAUGAAUGUAUCAUAAAGAUGCUGAUUUCAUUUGAUUGAUAGUUUAAAACAUCUUGAUAAAGUAAGUCAUAAAGUAAGAAAUUUAACAGUCUAAUAUUAUUUACACAGCAAUAUCUAUUUACAUUAACAUUAACAAGCUACAUAUCAUAGCAGACCAAGCAGAUGUGCUCCUGUGUUUACUGGAUUCAGAAAGGGUGUGAUUUAUUUCUCACAUAUGUCAGUAGCGGCAUGGUUGACGGAAAUAUUUGUUCCUCUGUAAUGAAAGAAAAAUUACAAGGCUCCAGUUUCAAAUGCCCAGCUACGUUUAUAAUAAGCAUUUUUCCCUGUUGUCAAACAGUGUUUCAAUAUGCCUUUGUGUCAUCAGCACAGUGUUACAUGUCAUGGUAGUGUGACAGAUUGGAGCUGAGAUGAGAUGAGUGGUGAAUAAAAAGGACUGAAGUGAUUAAGAGUGUUCACACUUUUCCCAUGACAGUACAAUGCACAGCUGUAGUGUGUCGUGAAUUAAAAAAAAAAAAAAAUCUAUAUCUGCUGGAAUUGUUGUUGUUUUUUUAAGCAGACACAUUUAUUCCAGAAAUUUAAAAGUUAAUAUUUAGAUUGUAGCUGCUUUAAUUUCUAUCUUAGAAGUUCCCAAAUGACAUUACAUCCACCAGCGGUUGACAUGUAAUGUAAUGAUGAAU